This is a messenger RNA of Triticum aestivum (bread wheat), 3010 nucleotides long. Its product is annotated as probable histidine kinase 2. Lineage: Eukaryota; Viridiplantae; Streptophyta; Magnoliopsida; Poales; Poaceae. Bases 1 to 2721 code for a protein of 906 amino acids. The record is from RefSeq and is a predicted model, not a curated record. Gene Ontology annotation, molecular function: phosphorelay sensor kinase activity. The transcript is spliced from 7 exons. Gene Ontology annotation, biological process: phosphorelay signal transduction system; phosphorylation.
AUGGCUGGAGAGGUUGGCAAGUGGGGUAGUUCCUUCAAACGUUCUUGGGCUUUAAUCCCACUGGUCGCCCAUGGAAUCAUCGUGGUCGUAGUGGGUCUGGCUUACUCUUUCAUCUCGUCGCACAUAAAUGAUGAUGCCGUGAGCGCCAUGGACGCGUCGCUGGCGCACGUCGCCGCCGGCGUGCAGCCUCUAAUGGAAGCCAACCGCUCCGCCGCCGUCGUCGCGCACUCUCUGCAGAUCCCCAGCAAUGAAUCAUCUUAUUUCCGAUACGUGGGACCAUACAUGGUCAUGGCGUUGGCCAUGCAGCCGCAGCUGGCCGAGAUAUCAUACACCAGCGUGGACGGCGCCGCGUUGACGUACUACCGCGGCGAGAACGGCCAGCCGAGAGCUCAGGGAGUUCGUCUUGUGGUCAGCGACUGGAGCGGGGCAGCCGAGGUCCGGCGAAUGGGGGUGGCCAUGGUGAGCGUCGUGUGCGCGGUCGUGGCGAUCGCGACGCUGGUGUGCAUCCUUAUGGCACGGGCGCUGUGGCGGGCCGGGGCGCGGGAGGCGGCUCUAGAGGCUGACCUGGUGAGGCAGAAGGAGGCGCUCCAGCAAGCGGAGCGCAAGAGCAUGAACAAGAGCAAUGCCUUCGCCCGCGCCAGCCACGACAUCCGCUCCUCACUCGCUGCCGUCGUUGGACUCAUCGACGUUUCCCGGGUAGAGGCCGAGAGCAACGCCAAUCUCACCUAUAACCUCGACCAGAUGAACAUUGGCACAAACAAGCUCUUGGAUAUACUUAACACGAUACUGGACAUGGGCAAGGUGGAGUCCGGGAAGAUGCAGCUAGAGGAGGUGGAGUUCAGGAUGGCAGACGUCCUUGAGGAAUCCAUGGACCUGGCGAACGUCGUCGGCAUGUCAAGAGGCGUCGAAGUGAUCUGGGACCCUUGUGAUUUCUCCGUGCUCCGGUGCACCGCCACCAUGGGCGACUACAGGCGUAUCAAACAAAUCCUUGACAACCUACUCGGCAACGCCAUCAAGUUCACACACGACGGCCACGUCAUGCUUCGAGCAUGGGCCAACCGUCCCAUCAUGAGGAGCUCCAUAAUCAGCACCCCAUCGAGGUUCACCCCCCGUUGCCGCACGGGUGGGAUCUUUCGGCGGCUGCUUGGAAGGAAGGAGAACCGUUCGGAACAAAAUAGCCGAAUGUCAUUACAAAAUGAUCCCAAUUCGGUCGAGUUCUACUUCGAGGUGGUUGACACUGGUGUGGGCAUACCCCAGGAAAAGAGGGAGUCUGUGUUUGAGAACUACGUUCAAGUGAAGGAAGGGCAUGGUGGCACCGGGCUCGGACUUGGAAUUGUGCAAUCCUUUGUUCGUCUGAUGGGAGGAGAAAUUAGCAUCAAGGACAAGGAGCCAGGAGAAGCGGGGACGUGCUUCGGCUUCAACAUCUUCCUCAAGGUCAGCGAGGCAUCGGAGGUGGAAGAGGACCUCGAGCAAGGGAGGAUGCCGCCGUCGCUGUUCAGGGAGCCCGCCUGCUUCAAGGGCGGGCACUGCGUCCUCCUCGCCCACGGCGACGAGACCCGCCGGAUCCUGUACACGUGGAUGGAGAGCCUCGGGAUGAAGGUCUGGCCCGUCACGCGCCCCGAGUUCCUCGUCCCGACCCUCGAGAAGGCGCGCUCCGCCGCCGGCGCCUCGCCGUUGAGGUCGGCGUCGACGUCGUCGCUGCAUGGCGUCGGCAGCGGCGACUCCAACAUUACGACGGACCGGUGCUUCAGCUCCAAGGAGAUGGUCAGCCACCUGCGGAACAGCAGCGGCAUGGCCGGCAGCCACGGCGGGCACCUCCACCUCUUCGGCCUGCUCGUCAUCGUCGACGUCUCCGGCGGGAGGCUCGACGAGGUCGCCCCCGAGGCGGCCAGCUUGGCGAGGAUCAAGCAGCAGGCGCCGUGCAGGAUCGUCUGCCUGACGGACCUCAAGACCCCCUCCGAGGAUCUGAGGAGGUUCAGUGAGGCGGCGAGCAUCGACCUCAACCUGCGCAAGCCCAUCCACGGCUCCCGGCUGCACAAGCUACUCCAGGUCAUGAGAGACCUCCAUGCCAACCCGUUUACGCAGCAGCAGCCGCAGCAGCUCGGUACAGCCAUGAAAGAACUGCCGGCUGCUGAUGAGACCUCUGCGGCUGAGGCGUCUGAGAUCACGCCCGCGGCGGAGGCGUCUUCUGAAAUCACGCCCGCGGCGGAGGCGUCUGAAAUCACGCCGGCAGCGCCGGCGCCGGCGCCCCAGGGAGCGGCCAAUGCUGGAGAGGGCAAGCCGCUGGAGGGGAUGCGCAUGCUGCUGGUGGACGACACCACGCUGCUGCAGGUAGUCCAGAAGCAGAUACUGACCAAUUACGGGGCAACCGUGGAGGUCGCCACGGAUGGCGCCAUGGCCGUGGCCAUGUUUACAAAGGCUCUUGAGAGCGCAAAUGGCGUCUCAGAGAGCCAUGUGGACACAGUGGCCAUGCCCUACGACGUCAUCUUCAUGGAUUGCCAGAUGCCAGUGAUGAAUGGGUAUGAUGCGACGAGGCGCAUCCGGGAGGAAGAAAGCCGCUACGGCAUCCGCACCCCGAUCAUCGCGCUCACCGCUCAUUCCGCGGAGGAGGGGCUGCAGGAGUCCAUGGAGGCAGGGAUGGAUCUUCACCUGACCAAGCCAAUACCCAAGCCGACAAUCGCACAGAUUGUUCUUGACCUCUGCAGCCAAGUUAAUAACUGAUCGCGGAGAUUCUUCGUUCCCUGUUCCCUGUUCCCCGGUCACAUGAUCAAAUAUCAAGAUAGGUGUAGGUGGUUUUUCAGCCAGCGAAUGCAGUUGUCAUCCUAGUCACUGAAAACCCACCUACAUCUCGAGUUUUGAUCAUGCGACCAGGGGCAUUAUCGUAGUUUGUAGCAUUUAGCAGCAGCAGCUGAACUUUGUUGUUGUAUCAAGAUCAGGUCAGGUUUAUUUCCAGAAUUACUCUUGGACAAUGUAUUGUCAAUUUUGAAUUUCCAGAAACAAUUAUGGUUAA